CUCGAGAGCUUCUCCGGCAAAUCGGAGUACGAAGGACUCGGGGCGGGCUUCAGGGAUUGGGGCCUCCGGUUCUUGGACGAGCUGGUGGCUGCUCAGGUGAUCAGCGGGGGCAACCGGCUGGAUAAGUUUAAAGUGCGGGUACUGAACCGCUACCUGGAGGGCCCAGCGCGGAAGUGCUUCGACAGGAUGAAGGCAUUCUGGGCGGUGGAGGCACCCACACUCGAGCACAUGAUGAACAGAAGGCUGGAGGUGUACGCGAAGGAGAUCACGAUUGAGCAGACCUCUUGGUUGAUGAAGGCCAGGAAGAGACCCAACAGCAGCUGGACAGAACAGUAUCUGUAUCUGAUGUGCAGUGACAAGAGCUGCCGACCGCUUGGACCUGCAGUUCAUCUGUGA
Phytophthora sojae is the source of this 396-nucleotide messenger RNA. RefSeq lists its product as hypothetical. NCBI's taxonomy places the organism in Eukaryota, Oomycota, Peronosporomycetes, Peronosporales, Peronosporaceae. The record is from RefSeq and is a predicted model, not a curated record. The transcript has a single exon. The annotation marks the transcript as partial.